CAUUCAUUUUUGGACGAGCCCCAUCAAACCUUCUCUCUUUAUUCCCUGUACGGAUAAGGUGCCAGGCCUAAGGUAUCCAAUCUCAAUCGUCCUCUCGCCCAAACCAUGGAGAAGAGCCGGGUGCUGGUGGUGGGCGGCACCGGGUUCAUCGGCCGGCGGAUCGUGCGGGCGAGCCUGGCGGAGGGGCACCCGACGCUGGUCCUGAUGCGGCCGGAGAUCGGCCUGGACAUCGACAAGCUCCAGAUGCUGCUCUCUUUCAAGGCGCAGGGCGCGCGGCUGGUGGAGGCGUCGCUGGAGGACCACGCGGCGCUCGUCGCCGCCGUGGCGCAGGCCGACGUGGUGAUCUCGGCCAUGUCCGGCGUGCACUUCCGCAGCCACAACCUCUCCCUGCAGCAUAGGCUCGUCGAGGCUAUCAAGGAGGCCGGCAACAUCAAGCGUUUUAUACCAUCAGAAUUCGGCAUGGAUCCAUCCAAGAUGACGCAUGCUCUUGAACCAGGAAGGGUUACAUUUGAAGAAAAGAUGGACCUAAGACGGGCAAUAGAAGAGGCCAACAUUCCCCACACCUAUGUUUCUGCCAAUUGCUUUGCUGCUUACUUUUGCCCAAACCUAUGUCAAAUGCGUACCCUUUUGCCACCCAAAGAGAAAGUUCAUGUAUAUGGAGACGGCAAUGUCAAAGUUAUAUUUUGUGAUGAAGACGAUGUUGCAACAUAUACAAUGAAGUCUGUUGAUGAUCCUCGCACAUUGAACAAGACAAUAUACCUGAGACCACCAGAAAACAUCUUGACUCAAAAUGAUGUUAUCUCAACAUGGGAAAACCUUUCUGGAAAUGUUCUGGAGAAAAUCCACAUUCCUGCGGAUGAAUUCUUGGCUUCAAUGAAAGGAUGUGCAGAUACUGACUUCGCCAAUCAAGUUGGAGUGGGACACUAUUACCACAUUUUCUAUGAAGGUUGCUUGACAAACUUUGAAAUUGGUGAUGAUGGAGCAGAGGGUACUCUAUUGUACCCAGAGGUUCAGUAUACCCGCAUGGACGAGUAUAUGAAAAGAUAUGUAUAACUACUAAAGUAAACUUGUCUGAACUAAACAGUUGUUGUAUGUGACCUUUAGUUGCAUGGACGAGUACAUGAAAACAUAUCUGUAACUGCAAAAGUAAACUCAUUGUUGGCUUCUGUGAGUGAAUCACUUGUUGUAUGUGAUCUUUUCGGGUUAUUGUUGCUUUGUUGUAUUACUCA
Molecule: messenger RNA, 1229 nt
Organism: Sorghum bicolor (sorghum)
Lineage: Eukaryota; Viridiplantae; Streptophyta; Magnoliopsida; Poales; Poaceae
Product: isoflavone reductase homolog
Exons: 4
Coding region: 106-1053 (315 amino acids)
Molecular function (GO): oxidoreductase activity
Source: RefSeq, a predicted model, not a curated record